Molecule: messenger RNA, 1722 nt
Organism: Equus quagga
Lineage: Eukaryota; Metazoa; Chordata; Mammalia; Perissodactyla; Equidae
Product: liprin-alpha-1-like
Exons: 5
Coding region: 577-1179 (200 amino acids)
Biological process (GO): synapse organization
Cellular component (GO): presynaptic active zone
Molecular function (GO): protein binding
Source: RefSeq, a predicted model, not a curated record
UAUAUAUAUAGUGUGUGUGUGUAUAGUAUAAAAGGGCAUUGGAAAUAAAAUGGGUAAAUCAGUUUUGUCUGUUUUCUGUAUCUGUUUUAAAUCUUUUUAUAGUUGACAAAAGUUGUCUUUGGAAGUGAUUGGUGAGCAUCUGGAGAUAUUUUUAUGGAGUGGCUAUUUUUAGAUCUCUACUAGAGCGAGUUUAAUAAUGUAUCACUUCGUGUGGUGUAAGAUCUUCCCCCCAGUCUCUAAUAUGCUGGAGAGUAUCUUUAAGUUUCUCUCUUUUUAAAAUGAGACAACAAAAAAGGCUUCAAGGAAACAAGCUUCAAGAUUACAAAUGAGAGAUUUGUGUUGAAUCGAGCAGGGCGCCAACUCCUUCUCUGACGAAAAGAAAGUGUUUCAGAAACUCUGAAGGCUGUAGAGGAAGCGUGUUCGUGGCUGGUGGGCAUUCAGCUUCUUCUCUGUCCUUCUGGUUUCUGACCCUGGAUCCUCCUCAUUUUCUGUUCUCUAGAAAAUAAAUGUCCGUAAGAACUUCAUUGCUCUUGGGUUCUUUGGCAGCAUGAGUUCUAGUGGGACAGUUUCCCUUCGAUGGAGGAGGGCCGAGGCAUGACCUCUAAAUGCAGCAGCGGUUGCCUGCCCACCUUCUGUGUGCUGUUACAGGUGUGCAUGAUGAAGACAGCUUUGUGCAGAUGCCGUUCUAAUUGUUUCUGUUCACCUGUAGACGUGCUUGUGUGGAGCAACGAUCGAGUGAUUCGCUGGAUCCUCUCAAUUGGUCUUAAAGAAUAUGCAAACAAUCUGGUGGAGAGUGGCGUUCACGGUGCACUUGUGGCCUUAGAUGAAACCUUCGAUUUCAGUGCACUGGCGCUCUUGUUACGGAUCCCUAAGCAGAACACACAGGCUCGCGCUGUCUUGGAAAGAGAAUUUAACAACCUUUUGGUCAUGGGGACGGACAGAAGGUUUGAUGAAGACCAUGAUAAAAGCUUUAGGAGAGCACCUUCUUGGAGAAAAAAAUUUAGACCAAAGGAUGUUCGUGGCUUAGCUGCUGGGUCCGCAGAGACUCUCCCCGCCAACUUCUGGGUCACCUCCUCUCUGUCCUCACCCUCCAUGCAGCCAAAGAAGACGCAGCUGGACGGCAGCGUGUCGGGAGCGCAGAGGCUGGACGCCGACACGGUCAGGACUUACUCCUGCUGAAGCCCCGUGUUUACCCACACUACUUCUACAGAUGACCGCGCAGCGCUCGGGACCCGGCGAAGACGGCCUUUCAGAAUUCAGUGGAUCUGCAAUCUGUUGAUACUUGUUAUAUGGACCCUAAGAUAUUUUAUUACAGAGUUUUUAAUUAGUGAAAAAUUCACGAAUACCAUAGAGAAAAUAUUUUAGAAUUUAAUGUUUCUUAUAUUUAUGUAAACAUAUGACUUCAUUUAUAUAGUUACUUACUUUUUCAUGUAUAUCCAGGCUAUAAAUAUCCUUUCAAAUCGAUUCUGUUCUUCUAUCUAAUUUUAGUCUUUCAAACGAAUGUACUGUAAUGCUUGUAUGUAUAAAUCCUAUGAAAAGAUACAGGGCUUUUGUAAAUUAUGCAUUUAUUGUAAUUAUCAUUAAUUUUUUAAUAAUAAUCGGCCAGAGAGAAGAGGAUUUUACUGCAUUUGCAUUUGUAAGAUCAUCAUGACAUGGUGCGCGUUAUCCUGACAAAUGUAACCAGCUCUACAACAAUCAUUUUGAAACAAGCAGACUUAAUUU